Salpingoeca rosetta is the source of this 6228-nucleotide messenger RNA. RefSeq lists its product as uncharacterized. The record is from RefSeq and is a predicted model, not a curated record. NCBI's taxonomy places the organism in Eukaryota, Choanoflagellata, Craspedida, Salpingoecidae. The transcript has 14 exons. The coding region runs from base 272 to 5734 and encodes 1820 amino acids.
UUUUGACAGGAUGACGUCAAAUUUGACGUCCGUUAUCUCGCUUGCACUUUUUCCUCACAACCAGCACCAGCCAGCGGCAAGUGUCAGUGCUGCAGUGCCAACGGCGGUGGCGGUGUGGCAAUCCAACAGUGAGUGAGGUUGUGGGCCAGACACUGGUGUCACCACGUCAGGAAGCACAAAAACCAACACGACACAGUCCACUGAUAGCCCACCGGCAGCACCAUCACUUUGUCACGUCAAUCACGACCGGCUUCCACGUCACGGAGCAAGCAUGUCAUCGCGUACGGGGCUGCGCCCUGCUGAGCGGCAGCACCGCAGCAGCAACCCUGAUCACCACCCGCGCCGCGAUGCACGCGCCAGGCGCCCCAAGGCCCGCCGACACGACAAGCCGCCGUGGGAUGACACGAUUCACGACCUUGACGAGUACAGGAUAUCGGCACCCACGCUGGAGCGGCGCCGCGCUGCGCACCAGUCGAAGCAUGCGCACCAGGCUGCGAAGCUGGUCAAGGGCUCCAAGCACCGCAGCAGCAGAACACAGCACCCUGUCGACGCCGCCUCUUCUCCAGUGCACCCGGGUCUCUUCCCACAAGGCGCCACCAGCAGCCCGCGCCCACCGCGCAGGAAACACAGAGGGGCGCGCCACGUGGCGCAGCUCGACACCGCCGCGCCAGGCGCCGUCAUCACAUCCAGCGACGCCGUUCGCACGACUCCAAAGAAGACGCACACCCCUCCUCACACAUACAUGACGCGCCAGAGCCAGCCAGCCAUCACCCGCGCACCCGUUCACCACGGGUCGGCGCCAUUUGAUGCAGAUGACAUUGACGCAAUCUACGAUGACGAGAGCACAUCUGAUUCUGUCGACAUGCUGGAUAACGAUGAUGAUGACGAUGAUGAUAUUGAUAUUGAUGAUGAUGAUGAUGAUGAUGUGGUCAUCACCCAUCAUGCUGACGACGACGACGAUGCUGAUGUGCUGUUGAGUGAUUCGAGCGGCACACAUCCACACCACCUCGUGCAACACAGGCCAUUUGGCCGCGCGCACAAGCACCACCAUCAACAGCACCACCACCCCCACCAUCCCCAUGGUGGUGUUGAGACGGGGAGCAGCAGUGUCGUGACGGGCGGGGCAGUGGACGGUGCACCCGCGCUCAACACGACCACCGCCGGAUUUGAGCGGAGAGCAGAUGGGCGCGUGGUGAUGGCGGGACACGACGUCUUGCUGCCCUCAACCGCACCCGGUCAUCGCCACCAGCAUCACCAGCAGCGUCGGCGGCACCACCACAACCACCAUCAACAACAACAACGUGGUGGUGGGCUGGUGGUGGCUGAUCCUGAUGAUACGCACAUCAACGCCAUCGCCCGCGCACGUGAACACCGCCGACACCGCCACCGCCGUGCUGGUGGAGACGCGAUCAACAGCGACGAUGGCAAUGGUGAUGGUGAAUACGGGUUUGGGCGUGGCGCUGGUGAUGAUGAUGACGAUGACGAUGAUGACGAUGAUGAUGAUGAAGAUGACGAUGACAGCUUGGUGGUUGGUAACGAGACGGGGCAGCUGCUGCGUGUGCUUCGUCCCACCCGCCACCACCCCCAUCCACACCAGCGCCGCCGCCGUCAGCGUCAGCGGCAGGCAACACGCGCACCCGAUCACCACAUGCACCAGAAGCAGCGCCAACCACAACGAAUGCAGCGUAGCGGGCAGGGAAAGGGUCUGGCAGUGGCUGCGGCUGCAACAGUGUAUUCUGCCGCACAGCACGACGACGAAUACACACACCCACACACGCGCAGGAGCAGCGAGUUCCAGCUGUUGGCACCAGAGCACUCGCCAGCCAGUGCCGAUCAGCAAACACAACAGCAGCAACACCAGCAACACCAACAGCAACACCAGCAGCAUAGGCAGAAGCACUCGCCUGGGUAUGCGCCAAAGCAACUGCAGCACUCAUCGCCACGGACUGCAGAAGCACAGCAACAACGCCCUGCUGAUGAUGAUGGUGAUGACGAUGAGUUUGUGUCGUAUGUUGACUUGGAGCGCUUCAAACGCGUUGUGUCUGAUCAUCGCAAACACACACCGCCCAGCACCCGCCACGCCGGCGCUGAUGCUGAUGCUGAUGCUGAUGCUGAUGCUGAUGGUCACGCACGCGUGGAGCAGCAGCACUUGUUGGGCAGAGACACGAGUGCGCACCAGGUACGCACCAUGCAGCGCGCCAGCUACGAGCGCGUGCAGCAGUGGGCCAUCCAGCAGUCGCAGGCGGCGAUGGAGGGGCUGAAACACCUGCAGGUUUCGGAACUCGACCCGGAGUCACCACACCGCUCCAUGACCAGAGCACACGCCCGAAGGAUCAGUGGUGGUGGUGAUGAUGAUGGUGGUGGUGGUGGUGGUGGUGGUGGUGGUCGACGUACGCGUGUGCGGGCGGAGCGGGAAGUGCUGCCAACGAUUAUGCAGUCCCCACAGCAGCCGGAGGAUGAUGAUGGUUGUGAUCAUCUUGGUGCCAGUCGUGGUGCCAAUGGUGAUACUGGUGUGGGUGGUGGCGAUGGCCGUCAGGACAACCUCGAUGAUGACAAUGAUGAUGAGUCGAUGGUGGAUGGUGCACUGCGUCGUCACCCCUUACCGCCAUCACCGCCACAGCACCACGAUCAACAACACGAACCUGGACAGAGGAUGGCAGUCCCUGAUGCUGAUGCUGACGCUGCCGCUCAAGAUGAUGCCGAUGAUGAUGUGUCACCAGUUGUACCAACAGCAGCGCAGCACCGAUCCCAUCGCCAACAACAGCAGCAACAUGCAGUCCGCACAACAACGGCCACACCUUCCUCUGGCAAACACAAGCUGACGAGCGAAGACGAGACAUACUACUCGCAGCACGCGCCGUCGCACAAGACGCGCUCCCCGCCACAGCAGCAGCAGCAGCAGCAACAACAGCAACAGAGUGAAGGCGGUGGCUUGUUGCCUGCAGGCAAGGGCGCGCGGGUUGGGGGCGAUGAGGAUGAACAUCGGGGAUCGCCGCUUUCGCUUGAAGCUCUCAAAUACGACGAGCACAAUGCACCCAAGCACCAUCCCCAGCCAAAGGCCGACGUGCAACAGCUGCAGCAGCGUCACCCGUUGCAUGCAGGCACAACUGCUCAUGCAACAGCGAUGCCUUCUGCUGCAAGAAGCGGCCAAGAUGUGACGGCGCCACCGCCAACGACAACAGCACCAAAGCCAAAACCAGCAGCAGCAGCAGCACCACCACCACCACCACAUGCGUCGUCGUCGUCGUCGCUGCCAGCGGGGAGCGGGUCCCGUCUUGAUUCGUUUUCGCGUCUGGGCGAUGCGUUGAGUCGGAGUGUUGCCGCAUAUGAACGCGCGAGCGGCCGUCCAGCCGUCUCAUCACCCCAGUUUGAUCGCACACGCACAGCACACGGUGCUCACGCUACUGCUGCUGCCGAUGCUGACGGUGUUCGUGAUGCUGCUCAUGAAGAUGAUGCGCAUCACGGUGGCAGCCUUGGUGCUGUCCACGGUGGCGGAGGUGGUGGUGAAGUUUACGCACGCGGCGCUGCAGCGAGCAGCCGUGCUGGCGGCGAUGGCGGGGAGGCGUUUGCUGUGUUCGCAGAGAAGAUGGUACUGCUGAUAACACGCCUGACAGGUUAUUUGGCGGACGGCGACCGUGCGCGAACGCAAUUGGAGCAGAAAGUCACGCGGCUUGAGCACAUCCUCAACAAGCAACAUGAAAUGCUGCAUCGCUUGUCCCAAACGCCACAACAGCAACAACCGGCAGAGGACGCGCGACAGGCGACAAAUGUACAGCAGAACACCGAUGUUCGCGCUCUCAACGCCAAGUUUGAUCAAAUGAGUGAACAAGUCAGGAUCAUUGCAGCGCGACUGAACGACGAGAGCCGUGCUCGUGCGCUCGCCACCACCACCACUGGCAGCAGCAGCCACGACAACACGAUGGCCAUGACCCAUCCCAUCACCGCCACUCCCCAGGCGCCGUCCAACCCGUCACCGCUACCGCAAUCUAGCCCACAGCACCAGCAGCGGCGCUUUGCACGUGGUAGCGGUGGUGACAAUGGUGGUUACGGUAACGCCGAGAGCGGUGGCACGGAUGAGCAUCGCAGCACGGCUGCGCUCCACGCGUAUAUGGUGGCAACAGAGAAGCAGCAGCAGCCGGCAUGGCAGUGGCCCCCAACAGCAGCAGCAACAGCAGGUGUUUUGACGACGAGGGCAGGUGGUACUGCUGUAGGUCGUGCAGUUGGAGGCGGCAGGAACGCCGUGUUGACCGACCACAUCCGUGACCACGCUGAUGAUGAUAAUGACGAUGAUGAUGAUGGUGGUGUGCUUGGUGGAACCAGGAGGGAGGUGAGUGAUGCCGCAACAACGCUUCCCAUCGCAGCGACGCGCCCGCCGCCAAUCGCCGCCAAGAACACGGCCAGGAAGAAUGCUGUCAACACACCUGUUGUUGCUGGCAGUGGUGGUGCCAACACACGCAUUGUCAACAACAACACCACCGGCCGCCGACACGACGGCGACAGCGCAACUGCCGCUCGUGGUGGUGGUGGCGAUGGCGAUGAUGGUGAUGCUGUUGCUCGUGAGAAGCAAGCACUGCUGCAGCAGCGGCAGCAAGAUGGUGGUGACAAUGGCAUUGGCAUCAAGACAAGCAGUCAUGAUGAUGAUGAUGAUGGCGGUGGGAAAGGGGAGGGAACAUCAGCACGCCUUCCCAGCGCAACAACGACAGCAACGGCAGCGGCAGCGACUGAACCAGCAGCAUUUGCACGGCGGCGGCAGCACCGCCAUCCUGCCACCAUGACGGGUGUUGUGGCGGAGAUUGGGAUGAAGAGCAGCAGCACGCCGCUGGUGACGACUGGGAAGACGGGACGUGCGGGACCAUCGCUGUCGCGGCGCACACGUGUCCACGACUCGCAUGUGUUUGAGGAGGUGCAGUGGGGGGAGGUGCCGCACGAAUCAACAGCAGCGUCGUUUGCCCGCAACCAACUCCAGGAGCUGAGCAUUGCUGGGCGCGGCGCCAACACCAAUACGGGCAACACUGGCAGUGGCAGUCGUGGUGGUGAUCGCAGCGGUGGUCGUGGUGGUGGGAUUGGCCGCACAGCACGUGCGCUCGGCGCUGCUCAGGGCAGCAGCAACAACAGCAAUGGUGGUGGCGGUGGUGGUGGUGAUGGCAACAACACGGGUGGCUUGGUGACACCUGGGGUGUCGUUGAUCAAGCAUUCUUCCGACACCUCUGGCCGCAAUUCCCCACUCGAAUCCGCUAUUCGAUCGGCGAUUCGGUCUGUUGGUCUCCCGUCCGAGCUCCACACCAGGGAGUGGAUUGCACGCUCUUAUCGUGGCAACGACCACCACCGCCGUCGUGGCGCUGGUGACGAUGAUGAGCAGACGAUGAGCGGAGGCUUUGAUGCGUUUGAGGAAGAUGGGAGCAUGACUCAGAUUGAGGACAUGCAGCUGCCAAGCUUCGCUCCUCAUAUCACCCUCUCGCACAAGGACGGCUACCGGGGCCUCAGCAGCGCUGCGCGUGGUGUUGGUGGUGGUGUUGGUGGUGGUCACGAUGGCGGUGGAUUCAACCCAGCAGCGACGCUGUCGUCGUCACUUCACAACCAGUUUGACACAGAUGCGUCCACGGUUGGCGGCGCAACAGCCAUCGAUGGUGACGGUGAUGAUAAUGGCGUGAAUGGGCGGCGCAGGGCAGAGGAUGACUUGGUUGCGCACGUCUUGAAUCGACUCCGCGCCAGCGCAACCGCCCUGCGGGAGUGAUUCCUUCGCCUCUGACCGUGUGUGUGUCUGUGUCUGUGUGUGUCUGUCUGUCUGUCCGUCCGUCUGUCUGCCCGUCUGUCCGUCUGUCUGUCUGUCUGUCCGUCCGUGUCUGUGUAUGUCUGUCCAUAUCUAUCUCCUAUAUUGUUACGACAGCUUUCUCUUCGUUGUUUCGUCCACUUGCGCCGCUGUGCCGUGCCUCUCAUGUGACGCUUGACACAAUUUGUCCCACAACACCAACGUUGUGUGCGAGCGCGUGCGUCUUGCCUUACGAUUGUAUUAUUUAUUUUUCGUAUGUUGUUGCCACAUCACGUCGUGGCGUUGCUGCUGUUGACCCAAGUUGACGGCGUGCACACGCUGGCAGUGUGUGAUGAUGCGAUUUGAGGUUGAUGUAUUUCUUGAGCUUUCACCCAACUUGUUUUGUCGUUUCUUUUCUUCUUUACUUCGGACUGUAUGCACUAUUGACCACAUGUGAAUGAAUGAACGCACACUGAUGC